AUGCAAGAAUCGGAUUAUUUCAACUUUACAGGUACAGACAAUGACGAGGAAGUUAUCUCGCAGAGCUAUAGGAAGAAGGGUGCUCGACUGCGGUCAUCGAGCACCAGUUCAAGGCAUGUUGCGCUGACUAAGUACGGAAGCACUCCCAUCAGUCCGGGAGCAUCGCAUUUGAGGUCCCCAAACUCCACCCUGAACAUGGGGGUUUCGCCAUUGAGCUCUUUUAGACUUCCCAGCCGAAUUUCGGGAGGCACUCAAACACAACAACAGACGCCCAGAUCUACCUCUGCUGGGUCCUCUGCACAUUCGAGCAGAAGGGCGUCCCUGAGUGGUGCUGCCAACGCGAAGCUCACCUCUCAGCCGCUUUCGCCUAAUAAGUACGGCAAGAGCGAGGGUUCGAGCGUCAAACGACAUUCGUCGACAAACUCUGAAGGGGUCGCGACCACACCAACGCUGGUGAUACCGCCUGAACUGGCCUCUCUGAGCACCCAGAGCACUUCAGCGGUUCCGACCCCGCAGUCAAAUACCAUACCGGCGCAGCAUUCACUGUCAAACGGGAGCGGUGGGUCAGUGCAGGCCUCAGGUAGCAUUAGCAAUUCUGCUCAAGAUGCGCCGUCUCCGUCGUCAUCUACAAAGCCCACGAUGAACCUGGGAAAUGGUUCGACACCGAGCCUAAGAUCCUUUAAAAAGCAAUACGUUUUGAACGAGCAGCUCUACUUGAACAAGAUGAAGAAUAAUGUCCCUGAUGAGUAUUACACACGAGGAAUAACGCCCUCCUCCGUUACAGAGGAUAACGAUGAAUUCGACUUAGAAAUGGAAGAGCUUGAUCACGGCAUUGGAAACGAUGAUGUGCACUUCGGUACAAAUUUCUUUACUGCUAGUACAGAUAGCGAUAAUUUGGUCGCCAUGAGCUCUAAAUUCUUGUUGCAUCGGCUAGAAUGGGUGAGAAAAGCUGACCCUAAGAACCCCAUCGUGAAAGAAGUCUUUGAAGAGCUGGACUCUCAGACAACACCCGAAAACGAUUUUUCGCUGAGAAGCUUGGCCAAUCUCUCAUCAGGCACUCAGAAUUUGCUGUUGGAUUUAUCUCAGCAUCCGCUAGUCUUGGAGAGGUUCGAAUGGCAAACAAUGUUAUCAAACGUUUUGAGAGGUGAUAUUGUCAAAAGCGAGAAAAGCAAGAUCGCUCAGCAAGCUAAGAACACUGGUUUUAACAGCCAGUAUAGCGAUGACCUCUGGUUAGAACUAAAGGCCUGGAUGAACGGGACAUCGGUCGAGAAGACCAAAAAGCAGUUACAGGCGCUGAGGGAUUCAACGGACACAAUUUUUCAGGAAGUUCUCGAUUUUAGGCUUGCAGAUGGCGUUAGCGCAGAUGAGGCAGAACAUUUAAUUAGAACUCUGGUUAACAGGUAUUACAGAUCAGUGACUUACUGGAGCAACCUCAAAGAAAUGUAUCAUAGUAAGCCAAUAACUAAGACAGAGACGUUCGUGAGCAGGAUCGACGCCAUGAAUAGCUGGCUGACUUUCAAAUCCAAUUUUAAGUGUCUUAUAGAAUCCCUGAAACAAUGGGUCGGAAAUGAUGAAUUAGACUUUGGUGCAUUUCAUGAAGCAUCGCCAGAGGCCGAGGAGGAGAAUAACAGUAGAAGUCACUUUGCCGAACAAAUAAUGAAAGAAAAAGAUAUCGAGACUAUCUUCCAGAAGAAAAUUUUCUUUCCUUUAGCUCCUUGGAUUCUGGAAGCUAAGGUUUCCUACUUUCGAUAUAAGGAUGUGAUGAGCGAUUUGAAUUUGGCCUUUUCUAACGAAGAUCUAGAGUUGUUAGUUAUGUUUCCAACCAGACUUGUCAUACAAAUUAUUCACAUUCGGUUGGCUUAUGCCAAGAAACUCCAAAACCCCACGAUGAUGAUGAUUGAUCAAAUGAUAGAUGAUUUUAGUUCCUAUAUUAAACUCUCUGUCCAGUUGAAGUACACUGUUAUGAUUUAUUCGGGUGAUUGGCCUUUCAAUGUUAACAUCGAUCCCGACUUUGAUGCCACUGUUAUAGAAGCCAUACGAUACUUGUUCACUUUAUUACAUCUAAAGUUGAUUGACUGUACCAAAAAGUCUUUCAAAACGUUCAAAGAAGCAGAUGAACUAUACAAAUAUUGGGAGAAGCUAAAGAACGUUGGUCAUUACAUAGAUGGUGCUGGCAGAGUGAUUGCUGAGGAAUUUAAUAAGUUGGCACUGCGAUUGCUGCACAGACUCCAUUCCUACCUGUUGCAACAACAAAAUUCUCCUCCAAAAUUUACGGACAGUGCUGACGUAGAAAAAUGGUUGGUUCAGAUCUUCGAGAACCUUGGUUCUAUGAAGCGAAAACUCAAUAGAUUUACUAACGUACUAACGAAAGCAUUUCAAAAUUCCGUCAACUAUAAAAUUCAAGAUCAUAAAGCACUAUUGCAGAAACUGAAAGAUACUGGACACUUCUUGAUCUUUACUGGGGGAGAGCUUGAACAGCAAGGCAUCUACCUGAUUGGCAGUGCAGAGCUUCUAGGAUGCACAGAUGAAGACAUUCUGAAAAUUUUGUACAACUCUGAAAUUGGCUGUGAUAUGAUACCUAAACUUGAAAUAAAGAACAGCUUGUCCCUUUACAAUGCUGUAGAAAAAGAAUGGGAUCCAAACACUAUGAUCGUACAGGAAAUCGACGCCCAUGGCGUAUGUUAUUAUCAUAUACAGAGUGAAGAUGCAGUAAGCUUGGAAAACGCCGCCAGGAAGUCUAGGUUGCACGUUGAUAGUUUAUUUGACAAUUAUCGGGAUACUGAAAAGGAAAUGCUGGAUCUAGAGGCAAAGCUACAUUCUUUGGGCUAUGUUUUGAUAUUGUGUCCUGGGAAACCUAUGCUCUGGGAAGGUGAGAUGUAUAAUUUAUCGGAUGACAAAGCAAUUAAGGCGGAAGAUUUUAAUCAGAAGGUUGACCCCAAUACUUUGAUCCUAAUGAUACAAGGUUCUGGAUAUGCACUGGAAUAUCAGAAUGAUAGAUUUCAGCAGAUCGUCUCUGAUGCGGUCAGUUUCAUUGAAAGGCGCUGUUCGAAUGAGCAGGUGGAGAAUGACCUGCAGAGAUUUAAUAAAGCUUAUUUCAGAUUCACGUACAGUGUUUUGAGUAACUACAGGAAGAUUGUGAGCACAUUUCAAAAGACAUGUCCAGGGAACGAGGUGUUAAACAGCGUUUUUCUGUUUGCAAGAGAUUUUGGACGGAACUUUCUUCGCACAAACGUUACUACUUCUGAGAAAAAGUCGUUGAUCAUCCUCUUGAUGAUCAAGCUUAGCGUUGGGUGGAUCUCAUUUCUCGUUACUGAUUGUGACCCAACCGAUCAAAAAACCUUCAGGUGGUGCGUUCCAGCGAUGGAAUUUGCAAUGCAGAUGACUAGAGGCUGGAACGUGUUGGGGCUAGAUGAAGCACAGUUUCAAACUUUGAAGCAGAAGAUCUCAGCUUGUAUGUCACUGCUUAUUUCUCAUUUUGACGUUAUGGGUGCUAGGUCUGGUGAAGCAGACAAAACAUUGCUGCAAGCCAGACCAACUAUCGCCAUCGAAGAUGAUAUGGAUGACAAUUCCUUGCUUCAGAUCAACUCCGAGCUCCGCGUGCAAGCCAUUAAAGAACUAGAGAAAAAUACGAAACGUAAUCCACGCCAGAUUGGUAAGGUGUUAGAUGACACAGACACCGGAAACAAAUAUUUGCUUUCCCUGGCAUCUUCUAUCUCGAAUGUUUCUAUGAGGUGGCAGAAGAGGAACUUUAUCGGAGGUGGUGCUUUUGGAACCGUAUAUUCCGCUGUUAACUUGGACAACGGUGAGAUCCUAGCCGUAAAGGAGAUCAAAAUACAGGACACUAACACGAUGAAGAAGUUUUUCCCUUCGAUUAAAGAGGAAAUGUCUGUUUUGGAGAUGCUGAGCCAUCCGAACAUUGUUCAAUAUUAUGGAGUUGAAGUUCACAGAGACAAGGUCAAUAUUUUCAUGGAGUAUUGUGAGGGCGGCUCCAUGGCAAGUCUGCUCGAACAUGGUCGCAUUGAAGACGAGAUGGUGACGCAAGUCUAUACUCUGCAGUUGCUGGAGGGUCUAGCGUACUUGCACCAGUCCGGUGUUGUGCACCGCGACAUCAAGCCCGAGAACAUCUUGCUGGAUUUCAAUGGUAUUAUCAAGUACGUUGAUUUCGGUGCGGCCAGAAAGAUAGCCAAAAAUGGAACGGAGACAAGAAGUAUCAGGACCUCGGGUAGUGAUCCCGUGUCAGCUGAGAAGGAUAACGCAACAGAGCAAGAAGGUGGAUUGGCGCUCCAAGAUAUGAUGGGUACCCCAAUGUACAUGGCUCCAGAAUCCAUUACAGGUUCACCCAACAAGGGCAGGUUUGGUGCCGACGAUGUUUGGUCGCUAGGCUGCGUUGUUCUCGAAAUGAUCACAGGCAGACGGCCCUGGGCCAAGCUUGACAACGAGUGGGCAAUAAUGUAUCAUGUGGCUGCAGGCCACACCCCACAACUUCCUUACAGAGACGAAGUUUCAGCUGCCGGAAGCAAGUUUCUGCGCCGAUGCCUGCAGCAAGUCCCCACAAAGAGAGCCAGCGCAGUUGAGUUGCUCAUGGAUCCGUGGAUUGUGCAAAUUAGGGAUUUAGCCUUCGGACCCGAUGCCCAGGCGCCGGCUCAAGAGGGAACUAGUCCCGCGACAACACAAUGA
Messenger RNA from Torulaspora globosa, 4677 nucleotides. RefSeq lists its product as uncharacterized. Gene Ontology annotation, cellular component: cytoplasm. Gene Ontology annotation, biological process: protein phosphorylation; stress-activated MAPK cascade. The record is from RefSeq and is a predicted model, not a curated record. Gene Ontology annotation, molecular function: ATP binding; MAP kinase kinase kinase activity. Bases 1 to 4677 code for a protein of 1558 amino acids. NCBI's taxonomy places the organism in Eukaryota, Fungi, Ascomycota, Saccharomycetes, Saccharomycetales, Saccharomycetaceae. The transcript has a single exon.